AUGGAUCUGGAGAGAUCGCCGCCGCCCGAUCACGCGGCGGAGGCGGCAGGGGGCGGGGCGUGCUCCAUCUGCCUGGAUCCGGUGACUGGGCGCGCCGGGGGCAGGUCCAUCGCCAAGCUGCAAUGCGGCCACGAGUUCCACCUAGACUGCAUUGGAUCAGCAUUCAAUGCGAAAGGGGCAAUGCAAUGCCCUAAUUGCCGGAAGAUAGAGAAAGGCCGCUGGCUUUAUGCAACUGGACAACGUCCAUCUCCUGAUAUUGAUAUAGGUGGCUGGGUGACUGGUGAAACCUAUGACAUUGCUUCUGAUCUUCCAUUUGGAUUUCAGUGGUGCCCUUUUAGUGGAUUCACACAACUAGCAUCCGUUUUCGAGGAGGGUGAAGCGGAGCCACCGUCUUAUCAUACAGUCGCAGACCAUUCGAGUGCUGCAAGCAGUUCACUUGUUUGUCCUUAUCUUUCACUGCGUGGUUUUCUCCAUCCCGUGCAUGUGCCUCUUGGUUCAAAUUCUGGUGCUGAAGGCGCUUCAUUUCAUCGCCAUCCAACUAGCUUGGAAGGCCAUGCAGCUCCUGAUUUGGGCAAUACCCAAGCAGCUUUCCAUGCAACUGAGCCAAGAAUUCUUGAUAGCGAGCACAGAUAUUUGACUAAUCUUCCUGUAUCGGGCAUCCCGGAUCAUUCUGUAGCUCCAUUUGGUAUAGGACUUCCCAGAUAUGAAACCAGCAGCCAACAAAGAUCAAGACCAUAUGUACAUCACCAUCCCCUAGUCCACAGGCCCACACCUCGCAACGGAAGCAAUCUGGUGGCACCAUUAGGGUCAGUUCCAGCUGUUAUGGGCGAGACUAGAGGCCAUGGUCAUGGUGCGAGGGGCCAUAUGUAUCAACAUUCGAUGCACGCCUCAAUGCAGGGCAGUCCUUUCCCUCCUACAGCUAGGAGGGUCAGGCCGAGGGCUUUGACAAUCACAUCUUUCAUUGCAGCAGCAGCAGCGUCGUCGGCUGAGGUUGGAGUGCCCCAUGGAUUUGCUCCACCCGCAGCUGUGAACAGGAGCCUUCCCUCUGAUGGUGAAGGUGUCUCUAGACCACCCGUCGAUCGACCAUAUGCGUGGGGCCGGGAGGGCUUUGGGCCAUUCCCGUGGGUCCCUGUCGACGGCGAGCCUCACUGGUGGAGCACGUUCAAUCCGAUGCAGAACCAUACACAUGGAGGUUUCACUCGAAGACCUGCUCCCGGGGAGCGGAUACCGCAGAGCCACCCGGACAAUGUUUACCAGCCUGUACCUCCCCAGAGGAUGCCGCCAUUCUUGUGA
Messenger RNA from Triticum turgidum subsp. durum (durum wheat), 1293 nucleotides. NCBI's taxonomy places the organism in Eukaryota, Viridiplantae, Streptophyta, Magnoliopsida, Poales, Poaceae. The record is from the annotation of a GenBank genome assembly.